UUGAUGUUGACUGAGAUAGUUUCUAUUGAGUUGCAAUCAUUUUCUUGUGUCUGAGACUUGAUUUGCACACAGAAACAAGAGGGAGAACCGCUUGCCUGCACUGGAUGCUGCCAGAAGAAGUUUUUUUUUUAUCAGAAGACACCGGGCUUAAAAAUACCUUUUGUGAUUCCUGAGGUGAAGGAAGACCGCCCCUUGAAAAAGCAGUCUAAUUUGGAAUCGAAGAACGCAAUCGGCCUCUAUCACACUGUCAAAACGAGAAAAGAAACCAUGCUCGGCGGAGAAGGAGAGAGCAGCACCUUCUCUUCUACGAAGGAAGUGGUGGAUGAGAGAUGCAAGUCUCCGGCUGUGGAUGGGGAAGACCCGACUGCUGGCAGCAGGUACACAGAGCAUGGGAUGGGUGCUGACCGGUACUACAUCAGUCCCACGGCUUCUAAACAAAGCCCCGAAACGCCGAACCCUUGCUCUUUCAUCCCUUAUACCCACAGUGGGACGGUGUACACCCCGUCCAGCGCUGGCAGGUACUCCGCAUCUCUCCACUUGGGCUCCGUGUUGCCUCCCGCGGGGUUUCCCCCCUCCACCGCCGGCCGCACUCACUUCAGCUCGGCUUACCAGCUCGGGCAGAGCCCCGGCUGCAUCUACCCGCCCUACACUGGCUCAGGGUCCGCUCUUAGCAACAUUACUCUACCCGGCGGCGGCCCGGGGAUGAGGGCCCAGGUCUACCUCUGCAACCGGCCACUGUGGCUCAAGUUCCACCGGCACCAGACCGAGAUGAUCAUCACCAAGCAGGGCAGACGGAUGUUCCCGUUCCUCAGUUUUAACAUAGCUGGUCUCAACCUGACAGCGCACUACAAUGUGUUUGUGGAGGUGGUGCUGGCGGAUCCGAACCACUGGAGAUUUCAAGGUGGCAAGUGGGUCACCUGUGGGAAGGCGGACAACAGUAGCCAAGGGAACAAAGUCUACAUCCACCCAGAAUCUCCAAACACGGGGGCCCACUGGAUGAGACAAGAAAUCUCCUUCAGCAAACUGAAGCUCACCAACAACAAAGGAACCAGUCACAAUACUUCACAGAUGAUUGUCCUGCAAUCGCUGCAUAAGUACCAGCCAAGACUGCACAUCGUGGAGGUGACGGAGGAUGGGGUGGAGGACAUUGGGAGUGACGUAAAGACCCAGAGCUACACCUUUCCAGAGACCCAGUUUAUAGCUGUCACUGCCUACCAGAACACUGAUAUCACACAGCUGAAAAUUGAUCACAAUCCGUUCGCCAAAGGGUUCAGAGAUAAUUAUGAUUCUAUGUACACAGCUCCAGAGCAUGACCGCCUCACCCCAUCUCCAACCGACUCUCCCCGUGCCCACCAGAUUGUCCCCAGCGCCCGCUACACCAUGCAGCCCCUCUUCCAGGACCAGUUUGUCAACAACCUCCCCCAGAGUCGCUUCUACAACAGCGAGAGAGCAGUGCCACAGACUAACAGCCUCCUCUCACAUCAGACAGAAGACGGAGCUUCGCAGAGGUGGUUUGUCACCUCAAUGCAGCAAGGAGGAAAUGGCACAAACACAAACAACAAGCUAGAUCUCACACCCUAUGAGGGGGAAUACUCAAGCUCCCUGCUUCCUUAUGGGAUCAAAUCCUUGUCCAUGCAAACAUCUCACGCUCUCAGCUACUACCCAGACUCUCCUUUCACCACCAUGUCUGCAGGGUGGGGGUCCAGAGCAGCAUACCAGAGAAAGGUUACACCUAGCUUGCCUUGGUCUCCUAGACCCAGUCCCACUGCUGGUUUCCCAGAGGACUCAAACAAAGUUAAACCACAGAUAGAAGAGGAGGUGAACGGCAGUGCAGGCCUGAUCUCCUCCUGGACAGAGACACAGUCAUCAGCUCUGUCCCUAGACAAGGCCGAAUCUUAUUCCACAGCCUGCAAACGAAGGCGCUUGUCUCUGAAUGGUCCCAGCACAGAAGACUCACCUGCUGACAUCAAGUGUGAGGACUUGGCCUCUGCUGCCACCAACAGUAGCUCCUAUAGCAAAGAAGCCCUCUCAUCCAAAGGCAUGGCAGCUUACUAUUCCUUUUACACAAACCCUUGAAUGUGAACCCUGAAAUUGUAUUUGUAUCUUAUUUUGUCCUUUUGUUUGUUCUUCAUCUGCCACCAUGAAUAAGAAAUAUUAUUUUUCUUUUUUGUUAUGUGGACACCCAGAAUUUGGAAUUAGUUUUGUCUAAAUGGUUGUUUGUUUUUUUUAAUUAUGUGGUCACAGGAAAUAUCAAAGAAUCAAAAGUCAAGGUGUGUAUGUGGUGUGUGAUAAGCAUCGGCAUCCUUAUUCCAUCCGUUCUAUACAGUCCAUCUUUAUAUUUUUGAACAACCCAUUUCUGUAACUGUAUCUGGAAUUUUGAAAGUGCCAAAGCAUUUGUUUAAGAUGCCCCAUAUUUUCUAACAGUGUUAUGUAUGUUUCAUUGUGCAUACAUUACUGUGUCUGCCUUCACAUUGAGGUUAUGUGUUUACAGAUUAUUUAUUGAUGGCCUGUUGAUAUGAAAUUUGUGCACUCAUCAAUGUGAGGAUAAUAUGCUGUACAUACCUUCAUGGCAAUGUUGAGAUAUUUGAUAAUAAAAGACAUAUGUGUUCUAUUGAA
This is a messenger RNA of Dicentrarchus labrax (European seabass), 2616 nucleotides long. RefSeq names its product eomesodermin homolog b (gene eomesb). The record is from RefSeq and is a predicted model, not a curated record. Gene Ontology annotation, biological process: endodermal cell fate specification; positive regulation of DNA-templated transcription; regulation of transcription by RNA polymerase II. Gene Ontology annotation, molecular function: RNA polymerase II cis-regulatory region sequence-specific DNA binding; DNA-binding transcription factor activity, RNA polymerase II-specific. Bases 268 to 2076 code for a protein of 602 amino acids. Gene Ontology annotation, cellular component: nucleus. The transcript is spliced from 7 exons. NCBI's taxonomy places the organism in Eukaryota, Metazoa, Chordata, Actinopteri, Moronidae.